GCACCAACAACCAUACGACACAUUCAAAUGACCGGUUCGCCGUGAUGCUCUUAUCGACGUGUCAACCCGUCUUGGCACCUCCACAGAUCUAGGAUGGAUAUGGAGUAUCUGGGAGUGAGAGAAACGACAGCAUUCUAUCUAGCCGAUGAUGGAAUAUUAGUCAGGGAAGAGAAGGGAGACAGACUGGUUGCUUUGGAUGAAACGCUUCUCCGAGUCGAGGAGGUUCCCGAGCUAAGAGCAUACCCGUUGCUGACACAGGCUCCGCCCGCGACAUAUCUCCAGGUUCCAUGCGUACCUAUGAAUAGCCCCUGGGGUUUCAACUGCAAGAACAGUAUGAGGAGGGAGAUACGGAACUUGACUGAAAUCAGACACCCCAGUAUACCCACUAUACACGGGUACAGAGUAGUCCGCGGAUACAUCCUUGGGCUGUGCAUCGACAAGUACGACGUGGCCCUGCACCAAAUGCUGGAGCAAAAAAUGCAGUUUGACAAAGAACAGUUCUUUCGCAACGUAUGUGCUAUUGUCGCGGCCAUCCACGCCCAAGGAUAUGUCCACGCUGACAUCCAUCGGGGGAACAUCAUGGUCAAAAGCGACAACCCCGACGAGCCGUUCGUGAUUGAUUUCGACUCUGCAGAAAGGAUUGGGAGUGAGAUCAGCAGGCAAAGCAAGUACAUAAACUACUUGCAAAACAGGAUAUUCGAGCCUAAAGUCGACAUGGUGUUCUUGCUCUCACUCCGGAAGCAGCUUCAGCUGGACGGCAGCAUCCUGGCGUACUAUGGCGGAUACACGCAUGCUGCUGGGUGCAAUGUGGACACCUGUGGACUAACCACUGGGGACGCUAUGGACAGAGUUUGCUGACUCUUUCUAAUGCUUCGAGGGGCGACGAGCAGUCGCGGGUGGGUAGGUCUAGUAGCAGUUUUCUCGCAGUUUUUAUUAUUUAAAACACGGCUACCGGCCUCAGAGUGUCGUCUUUGUGCCCUGUUUCAUUUCUGAUGGCUAAGGACAAAGUCGUCAGGAUACCAUAACCAGCUGUCCCCAUGGCUAGCAGUAAAUUCCAAUCGGGCGUAUUUUUAC
Molecule: messenger RNA, 1074 nt
Organism: Linderina pennispora
Lineage: Eukaryota; Fungi; Kickxellomycota; Kickxellomycetes; Kickxellales; Kickxellaceae
Exons: 2
Coding region: 94-858 (254 amino acids)
Biological process (GO): protein phosphorylation
Molecular function (GO): protein kinase activity; ATP binding
Source: RefSeq, a predicted model, not a curated record